GGGGAGCUGAGAAGUGUCUGGUUGAGCAUUUCAGGCUUCGGAGCCGGAUCACAUCUUGCGCUCGUGAAGGUACAGUUCAUGGUCUUCGUCUACCUGACUGUUGUAUCCAACAAUCAAGCCACUUGGAGGCAUUUCUUGAGACUCUUUUUUAGUUCCUUAUGCGAAGGUAGCUGUUCUCUUGUUGAAUUUGUGUUCCAUCUGGCAGAAAACUGGCUUGCUAGAAUUUUUCUUCUCUGAUCGAUUGGUCAUCCCUUCUGUUCUCUUUGCUCUUGGCCUUCUCCUGGUUGGAUUGUAAUCAUGUAGAAGUUCAGACAAGUCAUUGUCGAGCCAACGCGAAGAGGAGGAACAGAAAAUAUCCGUUUUAAUCAACCUCUCUCUCUCUGAUCUGUGAGUUGCUGAAGUAUAGCAAAUAGCGAUCGAUAGAACUCGAUUUCCUCCAAGAAAUGGGCUGCCUGUGUCUCUUCCAGGACAAGUGCAGGAUCAAGAAACGGUCGGGGAUAACCGCGCCGGCGCCGGCCUCCCCACCUGCUGCCGUGGGCAUCAUCUCCUCUGCCGUCUCCACCGAGGCGGGCUCCAACGUGUCCGUGCCCGCCGCCCCGUCAAGCACGUGCACGUCGUCGUGGGCCAACGCCACGAAUUGCCCGUCAGAGUCCUCGAGCGCCGGCGCGAGGCCGUCAGCGUCGAGCUCCUCGGCGCGGAGCACCCCGGAGCUGUACGACGCGAGGCAGAGCGGCCCGCGGGAGCUCGCGCUCCGCGAGCUCCGCGGCGCCACGGGCAACUUCAGCCCGCUGCUCAUGGUCGGCCAGGGCGGCUUCGGGUGCGUCUACCGGGGCGUCCUCCGCCUCCCCAGCGGCCCACCUCAUGGCACUCCCGUCGCUGUCAAGAGGCUCAACCUCGACAGCCGCCAGGGGCACAAGGAAUGGCUGGCCGAGGUGCAGCUCCUGGGCGUCUUGGAGCACCCCAACCUCGUCAAGCUCGUCGGGUACUGCGCGUCGCAGACGGAGCGAGGCCAGCAGCGGCUGCUGGUCUACGAGUUCGUGCCGAACAAGACGCUGGACGACCACCUGUUCGACCGAUCCCACCCCGUCCUUCCGUGGGGCGUCAGGCUGCGGGUCGCGCUGGGCGCCGCCGAGGGGUUGCUCUACCUCCACGAGGGCCUGGAGUUUCAGAUCAUAUACCGUGAUUUCAAGGCCGCGAAUGUGCUGCUGGAUGAGGAGUUCAGACCAAAACUGUCAGACUUUGGAUUAGCGAGGGAGGGGCCAUCGGAAGGUCAGACGCAUGUGUCCACAGCGGUGAUGGGGACGUACGGCUACGCAGCCCCGGACUACGUCAGGACAGGGCACCUCACGGCCAAGAGCGACGUGUGGAGCUUCGGGGUGGUGCUGUACGAGAUCCUCACCGGCCGGCGGUCGAUCGAGAAGAGCCGGCCCAAGGAGGAGCAGAAACUCCUCGAGUGGGUGAGGCGCCACCCCGCCGAGAGCGCGCAGUUCGGUCGGAUCAUGGACGUGAGGCUCCAAGGGAGGUACUCCAUGAGAGCAGCCGCUGAGGUAGCCGAGCUCGCCGCCGGCUGCCUCGCGAAGCACGGCAAGGACCGCCCCGCGAUGGCGGAGGUGGUCGAGAGGCUGAGGCGGGCGACGCAGCACGACGAGCUGGAUGGCGAAGUGUAUCCUCCUCCGGAGGAGAGCUCACCGCUCUGUCAGGAGGCGGAGGCGGAGGCGGAGGCGCUGGCUGCGGAGGACGACGUGGCCGUGGCCGCCGCGGCGGCUAGGCGGCGGAUGCUCCACCUGGCUGCUCUUGGGGAGAACGCGAACGCUCACGCGAGGAGAAGGCUCAUGCUCAUGAGGGCGGCUGCUGCUGCCACUGCUGCGACGUGACCUCUUCAUUCUCUUGUCGGAGUUGAGACUCCUUGCUCCAGCCAUAUUUGUAAA
Oryza brachyantha (malo sina) is the source of this 1928-nucleotide messenger RNA. Its product is annotated as probable serine/threonine-protein kinase PBL19. Lineage: Eukaryota; Viridiplantae; Streptophyta; Magnoliopsida; Poales; Poaceae. The record is from RefSeq and is a predicted model, not a curated record. The transcript is spliced from 4 exons. Gene Ontology annotation, molecular function: protein kinase activity; ATP binding. Gene Ontology annotation, biological process: protein phosphorylation. The coding region runs from base 444 to 1874 and encodes 476 amino acids.